Molecule: messenger RNA, 1840 nt
Organism: Galleria mellonella (greater wax moth)
Lineage: Eukaryota; Metazoa; Arthropoda; Insecta; Lepidoptera; Pyralidae
Product: elastin-like
Exons: 3
Coding region: 575-1783 (402 amino acids)
Source: RefSeq, a predicted model, not a curated record
CAUCUGUUUAUUAAAUGUUGCAAAAUUUUAUCGUAAUGGUAAUUAAUUUAAUUAUUUACAUUAUUUGCAUCUGAAGCUAAAAUUAAAUACGGUAGACAACGGUUAUUUAAUGAUACUCACUUGCUUGGUUGCUUGCAGAAGACAUUGACACUUCAAACAGGUAACUAGUCUUAGAAACGAAUAUAUUUAAUUUAAUAAUAAAUAAUUAUAUUGAGUACUUUCUUCGAGAAAAUAAAGGUAACCUUUUUUAAAUCAUUGAGAAAACGUGUCACCCAUAGCGAGUCGACGAUUGCGUAAACUAGCGCCCCACUGCCGGCUCCAAUGAACUGGAAAGCAAGGUCUUUGACUGGGCUUAUUGUCUUAUUUUACUGGUAUCGUUCCCAUUAGGAGCAGUUAAAACAAUACCACAGGAAGGAAACCACUGGACACGGGUCCCAGACACCGCGCGUGAAAACUAUCCCACUGGCAAAACAAAAACCACUUCGUUCCACCAAUUUUAACCUUAGUAUAAAUAAACGGUCCAAUAUCGAAAUGACAACAGUCGCAAAACGUCGGUAACGAUCACAUCAGCACGAUGUUGUCAACUGUGUUCAUUCUAUCAGCUGUCGCAUUGGCGACGGCACAAGUGUUUCAUAAAGUUGAACUGGCGAACGAGAAGACACCCUACGACUAUGUGAAGGAACGUUUAGAAACAUUGGGAUCAGAGGCAAAAAGUGGUUUCCCUCUGUCUAACUCGUACGAAGUUGAAGAAAGUGAGGAUUACCCUGAUAAAUUAGAGGGAGCAGCAUCUACCAUCUUGAAUACUGUUAGUGGUGUUGGCGGAGUCGGCGGCGUUGGAGGUGUCGGCGGCGUGGGUGGUGUCGGUGGAAUUGGAUUGGGGCAAGGUAUAGGAUUGGGUGGAAUCGGCCAAUUAGGAGGUGUUGGAAUUGGCCAAGGUUUAGGACUCGGCCUCGGAGGAGUUGGUCUAGGUGGAGCUGGCGUUGGCGGCGUUGGUGGUGGAGUUGGCUUAAUCAAUCCUGGACUUGGCGGUUUAGGCGUCGGUGGAAUUGGCCUCGGCGGUGGUCUCCUGUAUCAUCCUUUAUUAGGAGCUCAAGUUGGAGGUGGAUACGUAGAUAAAAAAGCAUACGACGCAGCACAGAAAAAAGGAGCUGAUGAAAAUGUGGAGAAGCUUGAGAAGAAAGUAGAAGAAGAAGCCAAGCAUGGCCAAGAAGGAUUUCAACAAGCUGCAGCUGCUGCUAAGGCAGAAAAGGGAGAAUCUAGUUUCUACAAAGACGAGGAAGCAAAGAAGAAAGCCGCGGGAGACGAGAAGUAUUAUGAAGGAGGACAAAAGAUUGAUAAACAUGGCGCCAACGAAGAACAAUUAAAGAAAGCGAAGAGUCAUAAAAAAGGACACGUAAGCAAAGGUUUUAAAACAUCCAGUAGUAAGAACGAGGAGGAAAAAACUGAGAGCUUCUACGAUGAGGCGCAUGAUGAAGCAGAUCAUAAAAUCGCUGGACAAAACGCCGGUUCAUUUGGAGAGAACUCAAAGCAAGGCUUCAAGGGUGCCCACGAAGAGAAGAUCUUGGAUGCCAACGCGCAAGGCAAGGAAGGUCAUCACGUCUCUCAAGAGAAAAUUGAUGACAGCAAAGCAAACAAAGGUGAAUUUCUGCAAAAGGGCUACAAGGGCGGCGCCGAACAGCUGGAAAAAUUCAACAAUCUUGGCGCCCAUUCUGUCCAUGGACACCAGGAGGCGAGCGGCGGAUACCAACAAAACAAGGGAAUCUUACCUAUCCAUCGCCGUUAAACGAUUACCAACCAAAUGUACGCUUCGUGAAAUAAACGCUUUUUGAUUUUUUCAUUA